AUGUGGCGAGCACCGGUCGCGUGUCGGCCGGCUGAGGAGCAAGCGGGCGCCGGUAGAGGCCUGAGGGGAGGACGCACAUGGCCCGCGGCGGCGCUAACAGCGGGCGGAGGGGCGGCCCCGGGGCGCGGUACCUGCGGUCGGGCGGCAGCUGCUGCUUCCGCGAGCCUCCUUUGGCCGGCCGGGAGCCUGGCCGUGCCCUCGCCCGGGUCCUCGCCCACCUCUCUCCCGGCUCUUUUCCCUCUUUUCCCCCGCUUUUCCUUUCCUCAUCGGGAGCUCCAAAAUGGCGGCGUUGGGAACAGAUCACGUGAGCCCCGGGCAGGUCAGGUGACCCGAGUGGCGGGCGGCGGGGGCGGGGCGAUGCUCAGGCCCCGCCCACUGGCAUCCCGGGGGCGCUUGGCUGGGCCGGCGCGAAGACUGUAUCCUGCCUUCUCAGUGCAAUGCCCGGCACCUAGGCCGAGUUCAUGUGCGGGUUGUCGCGUUUCCAAUACCCCUGACGUUGUCUUCUCAGUGGUCGUUGGGUCUAGAAGUCACUCCUCUGGAGGUGAUAGACUAGGAGAAGCCGCCAGCCAGCAGCAUCACUGGCUGGCUGGGAGUUCCACCUCUCCCUUCCUUAAGACCUCAGUAAAUGGACAGCCACGGAUGUGCCUUUCAGAUCAUGUUUUAAAACCUUCCCCGUCUGGCGUUGGGAACGCAGCCGCGGCUUGGUGGUGGAUAGCAAGAGGCAAAGGCUCGGGGGAUGGAUGUGAAUCAGUCAGACCAGCUUCCUUCUCCUGGGACGGGGCUCAGUGUUUUCUGACCGGCUUGCAAGGUGGGAGAGAACAGCACAUGCCUGUAUACCCUGCUGUGGAAAGAACCAGAAAAGCUGAAAGAAAACCUGUGAGGCCAGAAGCUGGGAUGUGGGAAGGCUUGAGAAGGGUGCAGGAGGUCAAAGCCAGGAAAGGGGCUGCUGCUUCUCCUGCAACCCCAAGAAAUCGAAUAGUUCGUGUGGGCUCCCCUGGACCAUCAAGGACAAUCUACCUGCAUCUCCAGAGUUUGCAGCCUUCAUCACAUCUGCAGAGUCCCUUUUUCUAUAAUGAAGACCCUGAGCAUGGGAACUCUACGUGGCAUUCACUCUGUCUCUCCCCAGGACCCGGACCCAUGCCUGGCAUCCUCAGUUGAGUGAAUGAAUGUGCCCACCGUACACCGGGUUAUUUUCCCCAAGACAUUGUUUGACACAGCAGGAAAACUGCAGAUAAGAAACUCAACCCUGUCAGAAAGCAGAAGGAUUUGUUUGGGAAAAUGAAACAAAAUAUAUUUUUAAGCUGCAUAAACAUAUGAUGAAUGCUAACAAGGUGUUUUCAAAAUAAGAAGCACAUAGAAACAGCUUAUGUUUCUGGUCAAAUGAAGUUGUAAUCAAAUCGUUAUCAAAGCAAAAGAAAAAAAAAAGAAACCAAAAUGACUCAGAAGAGUUUUUUGGAAAGAUUCGGCAACUUGACUGACGUGAAGAGGUUUUCCUUGUUAAGUCUUGUUGCUUCUGCCAGGGGGACAUAAUUUGUUCGGAGAAGCAGGGUGAUGUCUCAGCCCACUGGCACUCUGGAGGGACAAAGAAACAGCGCCUGCCGUUUGCCUUGCUCUCGCUCUCAGGCCGAUAGAACUUCCGCACAAAGGUUUGUCUGGGAGGCUGUGCUUUCCUGUCCAGACCAGCAGAAACAGCUUACCAGCAGAAAUGCUUAAUGACUGAGCCCCCGGACUGGGGGAGUCACAUGGCUGCAGCUUUGUUCCUAAGAAGCCAGCCAAUUAGCAGUCCUGGUUAUUAUUUACAUUUCAUGCAAUAUAUCACUAAAACUGUGUUGAUGAUUUAUCAUUUAUAUUAUGGUAUUGUCAGCAUAAUUUAUUCAGAUCAUGCUGAGAUACCUGCAAAAUUAAGUAAAAGAAAAAGAAAUGGCAUUGAAUCCAAAGAUAUUUCUUAGCUUCCCUCUCUCUCUCAAUGAGGGUAUUUGUUAAGAAAAAUCAUGGAUCACUUAGCUAUUAAAUUGUUCCAGGAUCAUCUGCAUUAAAAGUUUCCUCGGUGUUCUUUUUUUUUUGGAGGAUGACCUGGGAUUUCAUUUGAUUUUCUUCUGCAUCAUUUGCGUUCAUCCUACUGUUUCAAAUAAAACAAACAAACCAACAAAACCAAGUAAAAGCAGUUGUCUUUAAAGUUAUGUGGAUUAAUAUGAGACUGGGGGAUUCUCUUUCAAUUUAUAAAAAGUCCUUAUCUUCUAUCUUAUUUCUAUUUGCCCCAGCCUCUGGGAAAUAUUUGUAGCUUAUCAGAGUGCGAGAUAAAAUAUUCUGGUUGUUGAAGCCAUGAAUCAUCUAGGCAUUAUAGGAAAACCAUCACUGAGCUAGAGGCAGGGUUUUGGGUGUCAGAGCCCUGGGUUCUAGUCCUGCCCGGCCUGCAUAUCCCACACUGGGAAUCACUGUAGCUUUUGGUUCCUAAUGAGUGGGUGUGGGGUUUCUCAGAGUGUGAUUGGUGGACCUCCAGCACUGUGCUUAUGGGGUCUGCCCCAGCCUGUGGAAGGAGGAUGUCUGGAAAGGCACAUGGGGUCUUUAGGACAAGUGUCACAUAUGAUUCUAGCGUAUUCCUAUACUAUACACGUUAUGCUAUACUAUACACGUAUUACCAGGACAUUCCUGUACUAUAUACAUGAUACUAUACAUAUUCUAUGCAUGUACUAUACUAGACAAGUGAUAGUAUGCAUAUACUAUAUUAUAUUAUACUAGACACAUGAUACUAUGCAUAUACUGUAUUAUACUAUACUAUACACGAUACCAGGAUAUUCCUAUAUCAUACACAUGAUACUAUACAUAUUCUGUACAUAUAAUGUACUAUACUAGACACGUGGCAGUAUACAUAUACUAUAUUAUACUAUCUUAUACUCUGCUCUACUCAUGAUACCAGGACAUUCCUAUACACAUGAUACUGGGAUAGCCCUAUGGUCCUUGCCAGCUCCGAUCUUCCUAGACUUCUAAAUACUCUGACUGUAUGGUGUGUUUUGCAUAUUCCUGAAGCUUUGUAUAAGAAAUAACUUCUGCUGAUGGGUUCUUAUUUAAAAAGCUUCAUGGGGUCUUGAUACUACAGAAUGCUCUGAAAUGAAUUAUUUAUGGCAUGAAUUGUCCUCCAUCAGUCCCUUCCGCACUUGUCGCCGAUGGAUUAAUUUUGAGUUUUCUUCAAGUGAGGCCCCCACGUG
Molecule: messenger RNA, 3206 nt
Organism: Sus scrofa (pig)
Lineage: Eukaryota; Metazoa; Chordata; Mammalia; Artiodactyla; Suidae
Source: RefSeq, a predicted model, not a curated record